This is a messenger RNA of Camellia sinensis, 1514 nucleotides long. Its product is annotated as Pyridoxal-5'-phosphate-dependent enzyme family protein. Lineage: Eukaryota; Viridiplantae; Streptophyta; Magnoliopsida; Ericales; Theaceae. The record is from RefSeq and is a predicted model, not a curated record. Gene Ontology annotation, molecular function: D-cysteine desulfhydrase activity.
UAAAUUUGCUUCAAAGGUACAGGACUGUAGGCACUGCAGGGUUUGUAGAUGUAGAAGAGUAUGCAUUUAUCUUCUUCCUCUGCGAUGGCUUCCACUUUGAACUGUAACAAGAUGAUGAAACUUCUGCAUUUACCCAGAAAUUGUGCGAUUUCAGCCAUGAAAAAAGAGUUCCAUUCAGCUCAAUUUCCACUCAGUCCCCAGGGCCCUUCCGAAGUUGAAAUGUGUGGUGAAGCAUUCAUCUCAAAAUUGCUUGACAGAAAGUGGAUGUUGCUUAAGCCAGAUACCAACAUUCACCAAAUAAUGGUCUCUGGCAUGCAAAUACAACAAGGCCAACCACUUGGAAAUGUUUGGUUCUCAAACAACACUAGUCCAUCUUUGGGGGAUAGCAUGAUGGAAAAGAACAAUCCACAACCAUCCUUUUAUGUUGUGAGGGAUGAUUUGUUGCACCCACUAGUGAAUGGUAACAAGGCAAGAAAACUUGACGGAUUGCUUCCUUUUGUCGAAGAUCAUUCAGUGACUGACAUGGUUACAUGUGGAGGUUGCCAAAGUGCGCACACGGCAGCAAUGGCUGUUUCAUGUGCAGAGAGAGGACUGAGGUCACAUUUGCUUCUCAGAGGAGAACAGCCUGAAAUUCCUACUGGCUACAAUCUGAUUUCCAUGCUAUAUGGAAGUGCCAUUUAUGUUCCUAGAUCUCUUUAUGCCAAGAGGGAGGAAAUGCUUGCAAAACAUGCUGAUUUGGUAGCAGGAGGUAGCGGUUCUGUUGUAUGGCUAACUGACAUUUUAGAGGCUUCCUUGACAACUCAAAUUUCUGGGAAACCGAAUUGUGAGCGACUGGAUGUUCAUAGAUAUGCUGAAAGUUUAAAAAGGGUUGUUAUUGUCAAUGAAGGUGCAGGAGAUGCUGUAGGGUUACUAGGUGUCAUCCGUCUUGUGCAGUACUUAUCCCAGAAGCAUGUUUUUGGAAAAGAGCAAGCCUUUAAAAUUGUUGUAGACGCUGGUACAGGGACAACAGCCAUUGGUUUAGGACUUGGAGCCAUAUGUUUAGGGCUUCCAUGGGAGGUGUAUGCAGUGAUGCUAGCUGAAAAUAUUGAUGGGUACAGAAGACAGGAGGAAGAGUUGGUUUCUGAUUUCCAAAGGUGUUGUGGUUUUCCCAUUGUUGAAGCAAAUGGUAGAUUUGUGCACUGGUUAGAACGUAGCCGCCCAAGAAAAUUCGGCAAUGUGUUGACUGGGGAAAUAGAGAUGUGCCAACAAAUUGCGCAGCAAACUGGUGUUCUAGUCGAUCCAAUAUACACGUUAGCCGCUUGGGAAUUAGCAACACAACUUAGCCAGAGUGAGUCAAAAGGCGGUGCAAAAGUGGUGAUGCUUCACACUGGAGGUACAAUGGGCAUGUUUGGGUUAGCACAGAGAUACAAGAAGUACUUUGACACGCUCAAAGGAGCUAUUGUCUGAGAACUUCAAAUUAGACAUUAAAUGGAAAUCCAAAUAUAUUCAAUUUAUCCAGAGGUUUUUUAGCCUAA